UCAGAGCUCAAACUAGUUUCAGUUCUACAGAAUUGAAACUCAGACAGUCGUUGACAGUGAGAGGUGAAAUGGCGCAGAAAGGAGUUCAGCUGGACCAGGAAUCCAUCUCUUGUUCAAUCUGUCUGGAUCUACUGAAGGAUCCGGUGACUAUUCCCUGUGGACACAGCUACUGCAUCAACUGUAUUAAAAGCUUCUGGAAAGAAGAGGAUCAGAAGAAAAUCCACAGCUGUCCUCAGUGUAGGCAGACCUUCACACCAAGACCUGUCCUGGUGAAAAACACCAUGUUAGCGGUUUUAGUGGAGGAGCUGAAGAAGACUGGACUCCAAGCUGCUCCUGCUGAUCACUGCUAUGCUGGACCUGAAGAUGUGGCCUGUGAUUUCUGCACUGGGAGAAAACUGAAAGCCUUCAAGUCUUGUCUGGUUUGUCUGGUCUCUUACUGUGAGAAACACCUGCAGCCUCAUUAUGAUGUAGCUCCAUUAAAGAAACACAAGCUGGUGGAGCCCUCCAAGAAGCUCCAGGAGAACAUCUGCUCUCGUCAUGAUGAGGUGAUGAAGAUGUUCUGCCGCACUGAUCAGCAGUGUAUCUGUUAUCUCUGCUCUGUGGAUGAACAUAAAGGCCACGACACAGUCUCAGCUGCAGCAGAAAGGACUGAGAGGCAGAGAGAGCUCCAGCUGAGUCGAUGCAAAGUACUGCACAGAAUCAAAGUCAGAGAGAACAAUGUGAAGGUGCUUCAACUGGAGGUGAAAGCUAUCAAUGGCUCUGCUGAUGAAGCAGUGGAGGACAGUGAGAAGAUCUUCACUGAGCUGAUCCGUCUCAUGGAGAAAAGAAGCUCUGAUGUGAAGCAGCAGAUCAGAUCCCAGCAGGAAACUCAACUGAGUCGCAUCAAAGAGCUUCAGGAGAAGCUGGAGCAGGAGAUCACUGAGCUGAAGAGGAAAGACGCUGAGCUGAAGCAGCUCUCACACACAGAGGAUCACAACCAGUUUCUACACAACUACCCCUCACUGUCACGACUCAGUGAAUCUACAGACUCAUCCAGCAUCAAUAUCCGUCCUUUUAGGUACUUUGAGGGUGUGACAGCAGCUGUGUCACAGCUCAGAGAUAAACUACAGGACAUUCUGAGAGACACAUGGACAAACAUCUCACUGACAGUGACUGAAGCGGGGCUUUUAUUGUCACAACCAGAGCCCACAACCAGAUACAAAUUCUCAAAUUAUUCACAGGAAAUCACACUGGAUCCAAACACAGCACGCACAUAUCUGGUAUUAUCUGAGGGAAACAGAAAAGCAACAUUAGUGAGUCAACAACAGUCUUAUUCUAGUCACCCAGACAGAUUCACUUCAUGGUCUCAGGUCCUGAGUAGAGAGAGUCUGACUGGAUGUUGUUACUGGGAAGUGGAGUGGAGAGGAGGAGUUUUUGUAGUAGUUGCAUACAAGAAUAUCAGAAGAGCAGGGAGCUCGGAUGAAUGUAGAUUUGGACGCAAUGAUAAAUCUUGGGUGUUAAGUUGUUACGAAGACAGUUAUACAUUCUUCUACAACAACAUCAAAACUCCAGUCUCAGGUCCUCGGUCCUCCAGAGUAGGAGUGUACCUGGAUCACAGUGCAGGUCUUUUGUCCUUCUACAGCGUCUCUGAAACCAGGACUCUCCUCCACAGAGUCCAGACCACGUUCACUCAGCCUCUCUAUGCUGGACUUUGGUUUAAUUAUUGUGGUGACACAGCUGAGAUCUGUAACGCCAAACAGACAAAGGUCAUUUAAGGUGCAUUUGGUUAAAAUCUGUAUUUUAAUUCACCAAUUCAUUUUGACUCCAUCAUUGUUGCUAAAAGCUCAUUGCUGUCGUGUUUCUGCACUGCACAGAGAUCCCCUGUCAAUCAAACAUUAUGGGUGGUACUUUGACCUCUUCUCAUCUAUUGUUGUGUUGAUGUUUGAGUUUCUUUAGGUGGAGCUGGAGUCAUGGAGGAUAUCACUGCUCAGGAUGAUUUUUCUUUACCUAAACUGACAUUUCUCCACAUGAAAAUAUAAACUUCUCUGUGCUCUGAAUGUUUGUUGAAUAUUUGUGUUGAUGUAUUUGUAUGUUGUUGUUUCUCUUCCACUGCAUGGGCCUAAACAGAGAAAUCACCAGACCUUCCUUUAUCACAGGUAUUUUGUUGUCACUGUUUAAAUAAGGAAAACUAUAAUUUUACAUGUAUGAUCUUGUCAGUCUAAAUAUUGUUGUUGUUCAAACUAUCUUACAAAUAAGGUUCUAUGAGGUGUUAUAAAAUGUAAUUAUCAUAAGUAUCAAAAAGGAGAUCAUACAUUAUUUUCUUUUCCAUAUCUGAGAUUCAGGUUAAACAAACUGUGUGGACGACUUGAAUUUGUUUAUGAAAUCACUGAAUAAAGCUUUUUUUCCUCAAGAAUAAAUCAGAUAUUUUCUUCUGUCUUCAUUCCAGGAUCUGAUUCAAAGCUGAUGGGGAAGAUAUGAAACGAAUAUGAGAGUACAACUGAGGCAGUUUUCCUCUUGAAACAACACAAAGUACAGUGUUCAUGUUCAGAGCAGAAGGACAUCUGUCAGUCAGUCUCUGUCCUUUCUUCACUAAAACAGUUUUUAUCACUGAGAAAUUACGGUUUUCUUUGACGUUUUGCUUUAAAGAUGGAAAAAUGUUUGUAUCA
Seriola dumerili (greater amberjack) is the source of this 2645-nucleotide messenger RNA. RefSeq names its product tripartite motif-containing protein 16-like. Gene Ontology annotation, molecular function: protein binding; zinc ion binding. The record is from RefSeq and is a predicted model, not a curated record. The transcript has a single exon. NCBI's taxonomy places the organism in Eukaryota, Metazoa, Chordata, Actinopteri, Carangiformes, Carangidae. The coding region runs from base 69 to 1754 and encodes 561 amino acids.